ACCUCAGCAGCAAACCUAACCUCCGAUGCUUUGGUGGUGGUGUCCAUUGAUGCUGCUAGAGUCAGCAAUCCAAGAGUGGUCUUCAGUUAUCGUAACAACCCUAAUGUGACUGCUGUGUUUCCUAGCAACACCAUUCCUAGUGGAGGCAUUACACUGACCUUUACUGGAGUGAAUUUGGACGAGGUACAACAGGUCGUUUUGGAGGUCUACCACCAGCCAAUGGGGGCUCCUCUGAGGAGCAACUGCAGUGUUGUGGACAAUACCACCAUCACAUGCUUGACUCCUAGUCUGACAACAACCUCACUGACGCCAUUGGACUAUGCCCUACUGUUUGAUAAUGUCCCACUCAUUACACAAGCACGCUUCCUCAUCGGUGUCCAAUCAGAUCCUUCUAAAUUUAGACUAGAUAGUUCUCUAGAGGUCACCAGUGGCACAGAGACGCUCAUACGCAUUGUGGGUGAAAAUCUCGACUCAGUGGAAACCAGUGAGAUACAAGUGAUCGUGGGAGGGGAGGAAUGUGUCAAGACACCCAGUAAUUCAAGAAGCAGCGAAGUCAUCUGUAUUGCCCCUUUGGAGCCCCCAGGAGGGGAAAACCCAGCUAUCAUACAAGUAAUCGUGGGGAGCAACAUCUCUCAAGUAUUGGACCAGCAACUGACUUACGCAAGUCCUGUGGCUGCUGUUCCACUGGAGAUAAUCAUCCCGAGUGUUUUGGGGGUUAUUGUGAUGAUCGUGUGUGUAAUGCUGAUCAUUUUUGUCCGGGUCUAUCUGAACUCUCGGAAGAAGACCGUGUCAAUUGCUAUGCAUGAACAGAUGAUGGAAAUCGUGGCUAAUACGAGAACACGGGAGGAAAUAUUUCCUAUGGAUAGUAAUACUGCACUCGUUAAAUCGGAGCUCGAUGAGAUUGCUGAGUCCAUCCCAGACUCAAUCAAAUUACCAGCCUCCAUAUUGAAGCUCUCCAGUACUGCAAUUGGACAAGGUGAAUUUGGCAUUGUGUACAAGGGCGUCCUGACAGACUGGAACAAUGUACCUAUACAAGGGGUGGCCGUGAAGACACUAAAAGGUUUGUUCUCCAUGUCGGAUGUUGAGAGCAUGGUGUGUGAGGUGAUCAAGAUGCAAGACUUUGACCAUCCUCAUGUCAUGUCCCUGAUUGGGGUGUGUCUCGAUGCUGGCCCCGGCAUUGCCAUAGUAAUGCCAUAUAUGGCCAACGGGAGCGUCAUUGGAUAUCUAAAGAGAGAAAGGAACAGCCUUGAGUUGGACGAUAACUGUGAGAUUGAUCAGAUUCUGGAAGUGAGGAAACUGCUACUAAAGAUGUGCCAUCAGAUAGCACUGGGAAUGGCCUACUUGGCCGAGCAGAAGUUUGUCCAUCGCGACCUUGCAGCCAGAAACUGCAUGCUGGACUCGGGAGGGGGUAUCAGGGUGGGGGACUUUGGUUUGGCUGAGGACGUCUAUGCUAGUGGCUACUUUAGACAAAACGACCGAGCCAAUGUGAAGCUGCCCUACAAAUGGAUGGCCUUGGAGAGUCUCAACGAUGCUAUCUUCACAGAGAAAACUGAUGUGUGGUCGUAUGGUGUGACUGUGUGGGAGAUCUUCAGUGGAGGAAAGACCCCCUACCCUGCCGUGGACCCACACUCCCUCAUCCAGCUGCUGAAAGAGGGGCAGAGACUAGAGAAACCUCUCAAUGCAGCCUGUGCCACUGAGAUGUGA
This is a messenger RNA of Halichondria panicea, 1704 nucleotides long. RefSeq names its product hepatocyte growth factor receptor-like. Lineage: Eukaryota; Metazoa; Porifera; Demospongiae; Suberitida; Halichondriidae. The coding region runs from base 220 to 1704 and encodes 494 amino acids. The record is from RefSeq and is a predicted model, not a curated record. The transcript has 11 exons. Gene Ontology annotation, cellular component: plasma membrane; signaling receptor complex. Gene Ontology annotation, molecular function: transmembrane receptor protein tyrosine kinase activity; ATP binding. Gene Ontology annotation, biological process: multicellular organism development; positive regulation of kinase activity; cell surface receptor protein tyrosine kinase signaling pathway.